UAGAGAAAGACAGGUGUGUCUGAAAGCAGCAGGUAACUAAACUGUGUGUUUUGUGUGUGUGUGUGUGUGUGUGUGUGUGUGUGUGUGUGUGUGUGUGUGUGUGUGUGUGUCUGUAUUGUUCAUCCUGAUGGAGGCAGUGUGUGAGGACGACCUUUGCUGGCUGCAGCUCGAUGAUUUCAGGAUGCUGCUGAUCAAAACCAUUGAUCCGUCCAGGAUCACACCUUACCUGCGCCAGUGUCAGGUGAUCAGUGCCGAGGAUGAGGAACAGCUCUUCAAUGAUCCGACCCUCAUCAUCAAGAGGAGAAAAGUUGGGGCCCUGCUGGACAUACUGCAGAGGACUGGGGUCAAAGGCUACACAGCCUUCCUCGAGAGUCUGGAAUUAGACUAUCCUCAGCUGUACAGCCGGAUCACUGGGAAGGAGCCCAACAAGACCUUCAGCAUCCUGAUCGACACGGCUGGAGAAUCGGGUCUAACUCAGUUCUUGAUGUCUGAGCUCAGCCGCUUGCAGAGGGCGCUGCAAGACGAGAGGAGGCGUCGCCAGCAGGCCUGCUCUGUUGCCCAGGAACAGGAGGCGUGGUCCCGCCAGCAGCAACUGAAGGACCGUGAGUUGAGGAAGCUGACUGAGCGUGUGCAGAAGAUCCGGGAUGAGCGGGAGCGAUUGAGCGAGGAGGUGAAGCAGCUCCGAGACCACAACUACAGCCUGAUGGUGGACAUCAACAACCUGAACCAGGAAAAGAGCAGCGCCUUACUGGCCAACAGAGACCUGCAGAUAGAGGUGGAGCGUCUGAAGCACACUGUGCUGCGAGCAGAGAAUCAAACUCGACUGUUGAGACAACGAACGCUGAGGCCCAUGCAGGAGAUACCUGGUCUGCCAAAAGACCCCUUCUUCCAUCCCAACCGGCACGAGGAGCAGAAAGAGGAAGCGCAGGAGGAGAAGGAGGAGAGGACAAAGCAGGAGAAGCAGGACAGCAAGCCAAAGGAGGUGCAGCAGCUGCAGCAGAGUCCAGCUCCUCCUCAGAUGAACCUCCUCACUACAGUGUUCAGACUGAGGAGGGAGCUCCACAGAGCAGAGGAGCAGAGAGGCAGGAAUUUGGAGGAGAAGGAAGAGCUGGAGCUGUGCUGUGCUCAGCUAAAAGGAGACGUCAAGAUGUACCGUCAACAAAACAAGCAAACCCUGCGUCAGCUGGAGGAGGUGAUCAAGGAGAGAGACAAGGCUCUGGUUUCACAGGCUCAGCAGCAGGAGGAGGCGCGGCUGCUCCUGCAGGAGAAGGAUCAGUACAGGGAGCGCGUCAGACAGCUCUCAGAGCAGUCCGACAAGCUGGAGCUCCGCCUUCUGCGGUCACAGGGGGAGGAGUUACAGUUAAGGACACGCCUCCGCAAGAUCACCUUUAACUCUAAGCAGAGUGUGAGCAGUGAGGAAGAGGAGGAGCCUGGAGACAGCGUCAUCAAAGGCAGCAGGGAGGAGGUUCCCAGCGGGAUGUCAGGGGAGAAUGAGGAGGUGGUAGCUCAGCAACAGCACCAGAACAGUGUUCCUGUGGGAGGAACAGGACAGUCGGAACACGGCCCCAGCAGUGGUGCAUCAUGGGAGGAACAACCAGGCGAAUGUCUCACCCUCAGAUCUCGUCCCAACUUCCUGUACCGCAGAAAGCGAGCCCUGAGGUCAAAGUUCAACAAGACAGAGUGCGCAACCAGUAACCUUGACGACAGCAGCGGCAGUGACAUCACUGAGUCAGACUGACAUCACUUCACCCAGAUUUCAGUGAAAGAAUCACAACCUGUUUAUUCUGUUUGUUUGUUGUCACCCCAACUGGGCAUAAAGAUGGCCGACAGGAUGGCUUCAGUUCAAAUCAUUCCACUUUACGUUUUAAACUGGUAACAUUCUUCUGACGUUCCCCGGUGGCAGCAGAACAUCGCUUUUCUGGGUUUGCUAACGAAGGCUGCAGCCACCCAGAAAAAGGCGACGUUCACACUGCAAGUCUUAAAGCUCAAAUACGAUUUUUUUUUUUUUACUGAAAUCUGAUUUUUUUUUUUUUUCUUUGUGAUCGUUCACAUAACCUUUUUUAUGUGAUCUGAAUCACACUUUAGUGUGAACGGUACGUGGCCCUGAAGUGACACGCAUGCACAGAGGAGCACGUCACCCAAUGGAUAGUGUUACGUCAGUAAAGAUGGAUGCUUUUUUGUGCCGGGAAAAAUCUGAUAUGAGUCACAAACAGGCGAACAAUCAGAGCUGCAGUGUGAACGUAGCCAAAGUCCUUUUUUGUGCUCUACAGUGAGAUACAGCCCUCUUUAACACUGAUAUCUGCAGCAUGUUAAACUGUGCUGCUAGCACCUCACUCUUGUACUUGAGGUCAUCUUCUGGACUUCAUUAGAGACAGGAAAGACAUCCAGCAUUAGACUGUGUCUUCCAACAGACUCCUGACCGUGUCCAUCCAUCAGGAAUUUAAAAAGUUGAGCAGGGUGAAGCUGCACUCCAUCUGCAGACAAGAUGUUUUGAUUAAUUUCCAUAACUGAAUUAUUAACUGCUACAGCUUAUUAUUAGGAGGAAGUUAAGUUAAAUGUGUCAAAAAUAUGUGAUGCUGGCUUCUCUUGAGCAUCUUCUGGCUCAAAAACGAUUAUUUAAUCUUCUCUCUGCCUCAGAAGCGUCACCUGACCGCUGUAACGUGUCAUUCACGUUACAAGGUGUGUUGGUACAGGAAUACAUGGAAAACCUGCUGGAUUGCGGCCCUCGUAGGACCAAAUUGAGUAGCCCUGGUUUAUAGUAUGUAUGUGAUUAAUACUUUUCCUUUAAGAAAACAUCUUGAACUCUCUUCUGAUGCCCCUGUUGUGGGGGUGUGACCAACACAGCACAUGCAGUGUCUUUUCAAAAUGGAGGGAAUUUCAAUUUUCACGUUUUUCAUGUUUCUUCGUUUACUGUCUUAAUCUUGUUAAGUGGUCAUUAAAUGAAAGGAUGUUUUUAAAAAUCCAUACAAAUAAUAAUACACUAUUAUAGCUGCACCAUAACAAUGUGUAUUAAGCAAGACAUAAUAAACAUUGUUUUUGAAAAAAAAUGUUGCAACAUGUUUCUUGUGACCACAAUACUUGAAUUGUCAUAAAAAGAUUAAAAAAGAAAAACUUUUUUUUCUCCCAG
Messenger RNA from Melanotaenia boesemani (Boeseman's rainbowfish), 3127 nucleotides. RefSeq names its product caspase recruitment domain family, member 9 (gene card9). Gene Ontology annotation, biological process: positive regulation of canonical NF-kappaB signal transduction; regulation of apoptotic process. The transcript is spliced from 13 exons. Bases 128 to 1738 code for a protein of 536 amino acids. The record is from RefSeq and is a predicted model, not a curated record. NCBI's taxonomy places the organism in Eukaryota, Metazoa, Chordata, Actinopteri, Atheriniformes, Melanotaeniidae.